AUGCCUCAGGCCGCGAGGCUCUCAGGCUUCAAGCUCAGGAAGCAGAGGGACUACGCCGAGGUGGACCAGCCGACGCUCGCAGCGAAGAGGAGGAAGGAGGAUACGACGGUAGUGCUCGGGACCAGAUCGCCUAUAGCGGCUGCACCCUCCCCUGCAGGCAAGGGUAGUGGCAGUGCUCGCACUUCCCCGGCCCGAUCGUCCUCACGAGACUUGGGGGAGCGUCUUCCGGAGGAGGCAGCCCCCAAGGCCACACUGGCACCAGAGGCGCCGGCGUCCGGCUUGGCUGCUGAGGUCCCCAAAGCUCAGGAGCCCUCAGCCUCCCAGGCCAUCGUGACGACGUUGCCUCAUCCUUCCUCCGCCGCUCCGCUGACCCCGGAUCCUUCCGCCUCCCCCGACAUCCUGGAGCGCGCUCUUUCUGCACUGACCUUGCUGCGGGAGGACCUUCAAGGCACCGACCGUCGCCGGUGGCUGGGAGCCUGGAGCUGA
Messenger RNA from Aegilops tauschii subsp. strangulata, 486 nucleotides. Lineage: Eukaryota; Viridiplantae; Streptophyta; Magnoliopsida; Poales; Poaceae. The record is from RefSeq and is a predicted model, not a curated record.